GCCCUAGGGUUCUCUUCUACUUCGCAUAACACACCCGGCCAUGGACCACCCCCGGCGCCAAUCCAAGGAUUCUCUCUCCUACUCCAACCUCUUCAAUCUCGAGCCGUUGAUGAACUUUCAACUUCCGCAGCCUGAUGAUGAUUUUGAUUAUUACGGCAAUAGUAGUCAGGAUGAGAGCAGAGGUAGCCAAGGUGGAGCUAAUGGCAAUGAGAUGAUGUCGGACUGCGAACUGAGUUCAGUAAAGAAAAGGAGGCGGUCGCAGAAUAGUGAUUAUGAGGAGGAUGACAGUUACUACGGGACGCACAUUACAGAGGAGAAGUACAGAUCAAUGCUUGGGGAACACAUUCAGAAGUACAAGAGGAGGUUCAAGGACUCGUUGUCGAGUCCUGCAGCCACAAAGAUGGGGAUUCCAGUGUUGAAGGGGAAUAAGGGUUCAAAAUCUAGAAAGUCGGCAAAUGAGAACCGAAGAGGGUUUUAUGAAAUGGAAACCACAUCCGAGUGGCUCAAUGACACUAUUGCUCAUAAACCAGGGAACUACCAUGAUGCUGAUUUUGCCCCACAAAGUGCUGUCAAUAGAGUAAUAUAUGAACCUCCUUAUCUGGAUAUUGGAGAUGGUUUCACGUACAAGAUUCCACCAAUCUAUGAUAAACUGGUGACACCUUUACACUUGCCUAGCUUUUCUGAUUUUCGGGUGGAGGAAGUCUACUUAGAAGGCACAUUGGAUUUGGGAUCCUUAGCAGAAAUGAUGGGUAGCGAUAAAAAGUUUGGUUCAAAAAAUCGGGCAGGAAUGGGGGAACCCUCUUCCCUGUAUGACUCCCUUCAGGCAAGAUUGAAGGCCUUGUCCACUUCUACAUCUGAUCAAAAGUUCAGCCUCAAAGUUUCUGAUAUUGGGUUGAAUUCCAUCCCAGAGGGGGCAGCAGGAAGGAUAAAAAGGUUUAUUUUGUCCGAGGGUGGUCUCUUGCAACCCAAUUAUGUGAAGGUUUUGGAGAAAGGGGACACAUAUGAGAUCAUUGAACGAAGCCUACCCAAGAAGCAGAAGGUAGAGAAAGAUCCUUCUCUGAUGGAGAAGGAGGAAAUGGAUAGGAUUGGUAGAGUUUGGGUAAACAUUGUAAGAAGAGACAUACCAAAGCAUCAUAGAAUUUUUACUUCUUUUCACCGCAAGCAACAGAUUGAUGCCAAGAGGGUCUCAGAGAGCUGUCAAAGAGAGGUAAAAAUGAAGGUCAGUCGAUCACUUAAAGUGAUGAGGGGUGCUGCAAUUCGCACAAGAAAACUAGCCAGAGACAUGCUACUGCUUUGGAAGAGAAUAGACAGAGAGAUGGCUGAAGUGAGGAAGAAAGAGGAAAAAGAAGCUAUCGAAAUGCGCAAGCGUCUGGAGGAGGAAAGAGAAGCAAAGAGACACGAGCAAAGGCUCAAUUUUCUCAUCAAACAGACUGAACUUUACAGUCACUUCAUGCAGAACAAGAGUUCACAGCCAACUGAAGAUCUACCUAUAGGAGAUGAAAACAAAGAUGACCAAGAUGAAUCUCCUAGCUCCUCAGAUAAUAAGAAUAUUGAAGAAGAUUUUGAGGAAGCUGAACUGAAGAAGGAGGCCUUGAAAGCUGCUCAAGAUGCAGUUUCAAAGCAGAAAAAGAUAACUAAUGCAUUUGAUGAUGAGUGUCUGAGACUGCGUGAAGCUGCUGAGCUUGAGGCACCACAGGAUGUCGCUGGAGCUAAUAACAUGGAUCUGCAUAAUCCCUCCACUAUGCCUGUUACAUCAACAGUUCAGACACCAGAGCUGUUCAAAGGUUCCCUUAAAGAAUACCAGUUAAAAGGCCUCCAGUGGCUGGUUAAUUGUUAUGAGCAGGGUUUGAAUGGCAUCCUUGCUGAUGAGAUGGGCCUGGGUAAGACCAUCCAGGCCAUGGCAUUUUUGGCUCAUUUGGCUGAGGAAAAAAAUAUAUGGGGGCCUUUUCUGGUUGUUGCUCCUGCCUCUGUCUUGAACAACUGGGCUGAUGAAAUAAGUCGUUUUUGCCCCGACUUGAUUACUCUUCCGUAUUGGGGUGGUCUUCAAGAGCGUUCAGUACUUAGGAAAAAGAUCAACGCUAAGAAACUCUACCGUAGGGAUGCUGGGUUUCACAUUCUCAUUACCAGUUACCAGUUGCUAGUGGCUGAUGAGAAGUGCUUCCGGCGUGUGAAAUGGCAGUAUAUGGUAUUGGAUGAAGCACAAGCUAUCAAAAGCUCUAACAGUAUAAGAUGGAAGACGCUGCUCAGCUUUAAUUGUCGAAAUCGUUUGUUGCUUACUGGUACACCUAUCCAGAAUAAUAUGGCCGAGUUGUGGGCCCUACUACAUUUCAUUAUGCCUACCUUAUUUGACAGUCAUGAACAAUUCAAUGAGUGGUUCUCAAAAGGAAUUGAAAACCAUGCGGAACAUGGGGGCACUUUGAAUGAGCACCAGCUGAACAGAUUGCAUUCCAUAUUGAAGCCAUUCAUGCUUCGUCGAGUUAAGACAGAUGUGAUUUCUGAGCUUACCAGGAAAACUGAAGUUACCGUGCACUGCAAGUUGAGUUCUCGACAACAAGCUUUUUAUCAAGCUAUCAAAAACAAGAUAUCUCUUGCUGAGUUGUUUGACAACAAUCGUGGCCAUCUUAAUGAGAAGAAAAUCUUGAACUUGAUGAAUAUAGUCAUUCAGCUAAGAAAAGUCUGCAACCAUCCUGAAUUAUUUGAGAGGAAUGAAGGAAGCACAUAUCUUCAUUUUGGUGAGAUUUCAAAUUCUCUUCUUCCUCCUCCAUUUGGGGAGUUGGAAGAUGUACACUACUCAGGAAGUCAAAAUCCUAUAACAUACAUGAUCCCCAAACUUUUGUAUCAAGAAAUUCUCCAAAAUUCUGAAACGUUUUGUUCCGCAGUUCGCCAUGGUGUCUACAGUGAAUUAUUUCAGAAACAUUUUAACAUAUAUUCACCACAUAAUGUGUAUCAAUCGAUAUUCUUGCAAGAGGAUGACUCUGAUGAGUUGUCGGUUAGAAGUGGAACAUUUGGUUUUACUCAUCUGAUGGAUCUGUCCCCUGCAGAGGUUGCAUUUCUAGGAACUGGUUCUUUUAUGGAGCAGCUAAUGUUUUCCAUUAUGAGAUGGGACCACCAAUUUUUUGAUGGGUUUAUAGACACUCUAAUGGAAACCAUUGAUGAUGAUUCUGAACACAACUUUCUUGAUAGUGGAAAAGUGAGAGCGGUAACACGAAUGUUGCUGAUGCCUUCGAGAUCUAUAACUACAAUUUUGAGGAGGAACAUGGCCACUGGACCUGGUGGUACACCAUUUGAGGAUCUAGUUGUCUCUCAUCGUGAUAGGCUUCUCUCUAAUAUUAGGCUUCUCCGGUCGACAUACACAUUCAUCCCACGAACAAGAGCUCCCCCAGUUAAUGCCCAUAGUUCUGACCGAAACUUUGCCUACAAAAUGAGUGAAGAACAACAGUAUCCCUGGCUGAAGAGGUUGUUGUCUGGCUUUGGGCGAACAUCUGACUACAAUGGACCCAGAAAACCCAACACUCCUCAUCAUUUAAUAGAAGAGAUUGAUUCUGAACUGCCUGUUUCACAUUCAGCUCUCCAGUUAACAUACAGAAUCUUUGGGUCUUGUCCUCCAAUACAAAGCUUUGACCCAGCAAAAAUGCUCACUGAUUCGGGGAAACUUCAGACGCUUGAUAUAUUACUGAAACGGUUGAGGGCAGAAAAUCAUCGUGUUCUCUUGUUUGCACAGAUGACAAAGAUGCUGAAUAUUCUUGAGGACUACAUGAACUACAGGAAAUACAGGUACCUCAGACUCGAUGGAUCCUCCACCAUAAUGGAUCGUAGAGACAUGGUCAGAGACUUCCAGCAACGAAAUGAUAUUUUUGUUUUCUUGCUGAGUACAAGAGCUGGUGGACUAGGCAUUAACUUGACAGCUGCAGAUACUGUCAUAUUUUAUGAAAGUGAUUGGAAUCCAACCCUGGAUUUACAGGCAAUGGAUAGAGCUCAUCGCUUGGGUCAAACAAAAGAUGUUACUGUCUACCGCCUAAUUUGUAAAGAAACAGUUGAGGAGAAGAUUCUGCAACGCGCAAGUCAGAAAAAUACUGUCCAGCAGCUUGUAAUGAUGGGUGGUCAUGUUCAGGGUGACCUUUUGGCCCCUGAGGAUGUUGUGUCCCUACUUCUCGAUGAUGCCCAGUUGGAGCAGAAAUUAAGAGAAGCUCCAUUACAGGUUAAAGAUAGACAAAAGAAGAAACAGACAAAGGGUAUACGGGUAGAUGCAGAAGGUGGUGCCUCUUUGGAAGAUUUAACAAACACCGCUGCAUCACAAGGUACUGGGAAUGAGGAAUUUCCAGAUGUCGAAAGAUCAAAAUCCAAUAAUAAAAGGAGGAAAACUGUGCCUGACAAGCAUACUCCAAGACUGAAGAAUUCUCAAAGUAUGGAUGAUCUAGAUGGCUAUGAAGUGGAUGAUUCAUUACAAAAUACUGAUCCACAUGAUACAAGAUCCAAGAGGCCAAAGAGAUCAAAGAAGAGUGUAAAUGAGACUCUUGAACCUGCAUUUACAGCAGCGUCCCCUGUUAUCCCGAGGCAGACGUGAUAUCGCAUUAGUUUGGAUCUCAAGGGGUUUUUAACUAGCAGCUAGGCAAGACAUCUCAAGGAUCAGAAGGGCUUAUCUGCUUCUGAUAAUAUCAUGCAAAUGAAGGAAUAGUAUAUAUGCAAUGAGCGUGAGCAUCGCUGGCUGGAAUUCUUAUCACUUAUCCCAAUGGAGCUGGGAAACAAAGGAAGCCACGCCAUGACAUAGUAAUGGUGCGAGUCCUGGAAGCAGAAAGAGGGGGAAGCCAAGGUAGUCGUAUGGUUGUAUAUAUCAGUAUGAUUCGGUUCAUAUUUUUUUCCCUGAAGUGUAGAGGUUGAGUAGCCUAGGCUGUGUGAAGGUAGUUAGUCACUGCCAAUAUCAAACACCUCUAAUAUUGCCUAAUUACGGCCAAGAGGUGUGGAAAUUUUAAUGAUGGAGCAAAGAACCAAUGAAUAUCACUUGUUUCAGGAGCCAUGAGGGAAUUUUGGGCGGCGAGGCAAAGUUUAUAGUAGCGGAAAAGAUGCAGAUGAGC
Molecule: messenger RNA, 5072 nt
Organism: Argentina anserina (silverweed cinquefoil)
Lineage: Eukaryota; Viridiplantae; Streptophyta; Magnoliopsida; Rosales; Rosaceae
Product: chromatin-remodeling ATPase INO80
Exons: 23
Coding region: 41-4564 (1507 amino acids)
Biological process (GO): chromatin remodeling; DNA repair
Cellular component (GO): Ino80 complex
Molecular function (GO): histone binding; ATP binding; ATP hydrolysis activity
Source: RefSeq, a predicted model, not a curated record